Coccomyxa subellipsoidea C-169 is the source of this 1557-nucleotide messenger RNA. RefSeq names its product putative ornithine decarboxylase. Bases 1 to 1062 code for a protein of 353 amino acids. Lineage: Eukaryota; Viridiplantae; Chlorophyta; Trebouxiophyceae; Coccomyxaceae. The record is from RefSeq and is a predicted model, not a curated record. Gene Ontology annotation, cellular component: cytoplasm. Gene Ontology annotation, molecular function: ornithine decarboxylase activity. The transcript is spliced from 7 exons.
AUGCCGCGGGUGACACCGUUCUACGCGGUCAAGUGCAACAAUGACGAGGCGAUCCUCUCCGCGCUCGCCGCUCUCGGCGCCGGCUUCGACUGCGCCUCUGACGCAGAGCUGGACAUGGUGCUGGAGUUGGGGGUUCCCACCGGCCGCAUAGUGUUUGCCAACGCAUGCAAGCGCCCACGAGACAUCCGCCGCGCAGCCGAGAAGCAGGCGAAUCUGACGACCUUUGACACAGCGUCUGAGCUGGCCAAGCUUGCCAGGUGGCACCCCGCCACGCGUGCAUUACUGCGCAUCCGCGCAGACGACCCGGCCGCGCGCUGCCAGCUGGGCAAUAAGUAUGGCGCCGACCCCUCUGAAGUGCCCGCCCUGCUGCAGGCGGCCAAGGAGAUGGGCAUUGAGGUGUGCGGCAUCAGCUUCCACGUCGGCAGCGGCGCGACCAAUCCGGAUGCUUUCAGCGAAGCUAUCGCUCUCGCCCGCACCGCCUUUGACGCUGGCACAGGCUUGGGAUUCACGAUGGACCUCCUGGACAUCGGAGGGGGAUUCUGCGAAGGGCGAGUCAUGGGCGACGUGGCGGUGGCAGUCAACACCGCGCUAGCCCUGCACUUCCCCGUCUCCAGUGGCGUGCGCAUCAUUGCAGAACCCGGCAGGUACUUUGCAGAAUCCUGCGCCACCUUCGGAUCCAUGGUUUUCGGUGUCCGGGACGGCCGGUGCGCCAAAUCCGGCGCGGCCAUUCGCGAUUACUGGAUCACUGACGGCAUCUAUGGCAGCAUGAAUUCAUUGCUGUACGAUCAUGCCACGGUGGCGCCGCGGCCGCUGCACAUGAUGACUAAUGAGGCCGUGAACGGUGCUACGGACCUUACGGAUGGUCCCAUGCUACGCGGCUGCGUUUUCGGCCCUACCUGCGACGGCCUCGACACCGUGCUGCAUGACUACGCGUUACCUAAUCUCGACGUGGGUGACUGGCUGGUGUUUAGGAACCACGGAGCUUACACGUUCGUCGGAGCCUGCCCCUUCAAUGGCAUGGACCCUGCUCCUGCCACGUUCUAUGUCUUCUCUGAGAAUUGAGCUGUGGGGAUUCGAGGAAGUGGAGCGUGAGUAGGAAGUGCAGCUGGCGAUGCAUUGAGGAAUUUGGAUGUGUGUUGAUGGGCACUGAACACGGCAAAUUUCAUGGAGGUGUCAUGCAGAGGUCAGAGGAUUAGAGGCAGGCAGAACUCUCAGGAGGGAGGGGUUAUUGCAGCGCUAGUGAUGGAUUAGUACAACAGGAGAAUUGGGUAUUGAUGAUCAUUUUAUGAAAGGAAAGCAGAGUGGGAUCAUGGAAUAACAACCGGAAGUAUUUGUCAUAAGCAGGCAGGUUCCUGCUGAUCAGCGGUCGGUGUGCAAGUUAGUUACAUUCCACAAUUACAUCACAAUCACAUCAGAAGCAACCCAAAUUUUUAUCAGUUCUGAGCUCCUGAAUUGGCGCCCUUUAGGAGGGUUGUGCAUCAGCGGGUAGUUUGUUACAGGUUCUGAUCCAAAGUUUCAGUAUGAAUUCAGGAUGGUCAUGAUAGUGCACUCCUAUGG